AUGGGCGGAGUAUCAGCUUCGGAUCCCGUUAUCGAGCGUUUGAUUGCUGCAGACAAGAUACGAUGGUAUCGCAAACCCAACCUACGUAUGCUGUAUCUAUGUCUUGUUCCCUUCUGCUUGUGUAUCGAGUCUACCUCUGGCUUUGACUCAUCCAUGAUGAAUGGCAUGCAAGCACUGACACCCUGGCAAACCUUCUUCAACCAUCCUACAGGCGGUAGUUUGGGUCUGUUAGUUGCUUGCUACAACAUUGGAGCCGUCACAAGUCUGCCAUUCAUUGCUCUACUGUCCGAUCAUGUUGGUCGCCGGUGGAGUAUCGUCUUUGGAAGUACUGUGAUGAUUAUCGGAGCCGUCAUGCAAGGCCUGAGCAAGAGCUUGGCCAUGUUUGUAUUUGCUCGUAUCUUUCUUGGUCACGGAAUCGUAUAUGCAAUUGUGGCGGGGUCUGCUUUGUUAGGAGAACUAGGUCAUCCAAAAGAACGGCAGUUUCUGGGUUCCCUUUUCAAUGCCUUCUUCGGAGUCGGCGCUGUCGUUGGAGCUGGUAUUGUCAUGCGAACACGUAUCAUACCCAAUGAUUGGAGCUGGCGUCUACCCAGUAUUCUUCAAGCUCUUCCUUCCACCCUGCAGAUCGCAUUCGCCUUCACCAUCCCAGAGAGCCCUAGGUGGCUCGUUUCCAAAGAUAGAGGAGAAGAAGCCCUGAAGAUCUUGAUAAAAUACCACGCCGAAGGCGACGUAACUGACAGGCUCCCGUACGCAGAGUAUGCCGAGAUUAGAAGCGCUCUCGAGAUUGAGAACACAUCCCGCAAGCGAGGUUACAUGGAGCUUUUCCAAUCUCGAGGCAUGAGACGCCGAGCUCUGAUCGCUGCUAUGCUUGGAAUGUUUACCCAAUUUUCUGGAAACACAUUGCUUAGUCAGUAUCUCGUACCCAUCCUCCAAAGCAUCGGCAUUGGCGACAGCGCAACUCAAGUCAAAUACAACGUCGGGACACAGGCUUGGGGGCUCGUAGUCGGAGUCGUGCUUGCUGUCAUUACCCCUCGCUAUCCGAGGCGUAGAAUGUAUCUUCUUUGUUCGAGUUUGCUCGUAAUCGUUUACACAGGAUGGACAAUCGCCCAGGCUCGUCAACAAAUCACAGGCUCCCCGGUCGCUGGCAUAGCUGUUCUUGUCAUGAUCUUCUUGUACAGUCCAGCGUAUUGUAUUGGGUACAAUGCUCUGACAUAUGUGUACUUGGUCGAGAUCUUUCCAUUCUACGUCAGAACCAAAGGCAUUACAUGGUUCCAGUUCUUCGGUCGUAGUUCCAAUCUAUUUGGAAGUUUCUUGAACCCAAUCGGACUCGAGAACGCGAAGUGGAAGUACUUGCUCGUCUACGUGUGCUGGCUGUGCUUCGAAGUCGUCUUUAUUUACCUAUUCUUCCCAGAAACUUACGGUAGGACCCUCGAAGAAUUGACCUUUCUUUUCGAGCAGCAAGAUAAGCGUGAUGCUGUGGCUAAGAAUGCAUUGGCUGCUGUCGAGCAUAUUGAAAUGGCUCAUGCGGAGCCAGGGAAGAAUGUCUGA
Messenger RNA from Pseudovirgaria hyperparasitica, 1545 nucleotides. Its product is annotated as hexose transporter-like protein. NCBI's taxonomy places the organism in Eukaryota, Fungi, Ascomycota, Dothideomycetes, Acrospermales, Acrospermaceae. Gene Ontology annotation, cellular component: membrane. Bases 1 to 1545 code for a protein of 514 amino acids. The record is from RefSeq and is a predicted model, not a curated record. Gene Ontology annotation, biological process: carbohydrate transport; transmembrane transport. Gene Ontology annotation, molecular function: carbohydrate:proton symporter activity. The transcript is spliced from 5 exons.